CAACACCAACAGGAGAGGGGAAAAAAACUGUUUUUGUCUUCCUCUAUAACAUAGCCACUAAAGAAAGACAAUUUAAAAACAAACAGAGGAUUGUUUGCGUUUCUUAUUUUUUUCAAAUGCACCCGAAAAAUAGGAUUCCAAGUAGCGGUCGCAGCACCCCAUCACCGCCGUCAUCACCACUGCGUUCACCGAGGUACCGCCAGGGGAGGAAGUCGGGCCGGUUCAGCCCGUUCCAACCGGGGAGGACCAUUGCCCAUCGUCUCGCUUGGUUACUUCUUUCGGUUCUUCUUCGUCGACAAGGGAUUUUCCUUUUUGCUCCUCUCAUUUACAUCUCUGGGAUGCUUCUUUAUAUGGGCACCGUUUCCUUUGAUGUCGUUCCCGUUAUUAAACACCGACCCAUACCCGGCUCCGUUUACCGGAGUCCUCAGCUUUAUGAGAAGCUUAACAUUGAUAUGAAUGCCGAUAAUUCCUCUGUUGAUGCGAUUUCGACUAUUUGGAAAAAUUUCUAUAAGGGGGGGGAGUGGAGGCCUUGUUUAAAUAAGUCAUCUGAAGGCUUGCCUGAAUCAAAUGGUUACAUAUAUGUUGAAGCUAAUGGAGGCUUAAAUCAGCAGAGGACAUCGAUAUGCAAUGCAGUUGCUGUGGCUGGCUAUCUUAAUGCAACACUUCUAAUCCCAAAUUUCCAUUUUCAUAGCAUAUGGAGAGAUCCCAGCAAAUUCAAAGAUAUCUAUGAUGAAGAUUAUUUCAUCAGUGCCUUGAAGAAUGAUGUACGGAUUGUUGAUAAGAUUCCUGAGUACAUAAUGGAACGAUUUGAUCACAAUUUGACCAAUGUUUACAACUUCAGAAUUAAAGCAUGGUCGUCCAUUCAUUAUUUUAAGGAUGUAGUCCUACCCAAGCUCCUUGAAGAAAAGAUUAUAAGGAUUUCUCCUUUUGCAAAUCGCUUAUCAUUUGAUGCUCCUCCAGCUGUUCAAAGACUCAGGUGCUUGGCAAAUUAUGAAGCUUUACGGUUUUCAAGUCCAAUACUAAACCUUGGGGAAACUUUGGUUGCGAGAAUGAAAGAGAUCAGUGCAAAUAGUGGUGGCAAGUAUGUUUCUGUACAUCUUCGUUUUGAGGAGGAUAUGGUUGCCUUCUCUUGUUGCGUAUUUGAUGGUGGGGAGCAGGAAAAACAAGACAUGAUAAAAGCAAGGGAAAGAGGUUGGAAAGGGAAGUUUACAAAACCUGGUCGAGUUAUACGCCCUGGAGCAAUCAGAAUAAAUGGGAAAUGUCCACUUACUCCUUUAGAGGUUGGAUUGAUGCUUAGAGGAAUGGGGUUUGAUAACAAUACAUAUAUCUUUUUGGCUUCUGGAAAAAUAUACAAUGCUGAGAAAACAAUGGCUUCAUUAUUAGAAAUGUUUCCCAACUUGCAAACAAAAGAGAUGUUGGCGACCAAGGAAGAACUUGCACCAUAUAAGAACUUCUCUUCCAGAAUGGCUGCCAUAGAUUAUACUGUCUGCCUUCAUAGUGAGGUAUUUGUGACUACUCAAGGUGGGAAUUUUCCUCAUUUUCUGAUGGGCCACAGGAGAUACUUGAAUGGAGGACACUCCAAAACAAUUCGACCAGACAAGCGGAAGUUGGCAUUAGUGUUUGAUAAUCCUAAUAUUGGGUGGAAAAGUUUUAAGCGACAAAUGCUGAAUAUGCGGUCUCAUAGUGACUCUAAGGGAUUUGAGCUGAAAAGGCCUAGUGAUUCGAUAUAUACUUUUCCAUGCCCUGAUUGCAUGUGUCGUACAAACAAAUCAGCCGCAUCAAGAACAUCAUCAGGAACAUGAUCGACUUGGAGAGGGAUUUUGAGGAGCAUUUCUUAUACCUGUAUGAUUUAGUGAGCACAACUUGCUGCUGGCCCCGCUUUUUGUGUCCGACUUUUUAAUUUUGUUAUCCUCUUCAUGUUGCAAGAGGGCACACGAUCAGGUUUUGGGAGCUUUGAUGAUUUUUUUCAGAGGUCACAUUGAUCUAUCGAUCAAAUUACUUCACCAGGAUUGAGUUGAUGGGGAGUUGCAUCUUUUUGUAUAUGAUGCCAGAGAACAGGAGAUCGACAAUUUUUCUACGAGGGGUAAUCCCAUCAUUAACCGGAGAGAUUGUUUCACGAUUGCGGUUACAGCUGCUGUAUCUAGUAAGGCUGUUGGUAUAACACAUUGUAUACUUUCACACCCUAGUUUUGUUAUUGUUUGUAAAAUAAUUUCAGUUUGAAGUGUUAAGACGGGGAGGAAUUUGGUGUACAUAUUGUCAGAAAUCAGGGUCCUUAUUUUUCAUGUAUAACUCAUUUAGAUUCCAAGAAUUUCUCAGCAAUUCUUGCUGGAUAUUUAAUCCUUUAAUCAUUUUUAGUCAUUGGUCUGUUUCAGACAUUUGUCUCACAUCUGUAUUGUCUUUAAACUUGUGCAGAAAACACAGCAGUUGUUUUUCAAGGGUUUUUGC
Messenger RNA from Hibiscus syriacus, 2445 nucleotides. RefSeq names its product protein ESMERALDA 1-like. The coding region runs from base 117 to 1802 and encodes 561 amino acids. The transcript has 10 exons. NCBI's taxonomy places the organism in Eukaryota, Viridiplantae, Streptophyta, Magnoliopsida, Malvales, Malvaceae. The record is from RefSeq and is a predicted model, not a curated record.